UUGAAUGAAAUAAGCGAUUCUUUCCUGCGUUUCGAAAAUCUUCGUUUAUGACUGUUUCGUUUAAAACCGUGUCUUUUAAAACGAAAAGAAAUAUUCAAUACAUUUUAUAAAAUCGUUUAUUUUGUGGAUUAAAAAACAAAACAGUCGAUAUAAGGAAUAUAUUGUGAAUGAUCGUGGCAUCUUUUGAGAUCCAGUUUGUUUUUAUCAGUUUGACAGUGUGUACAAUCUGAAGAUGUUAAAGGCAGUGAUUCUGAUCGGCGGUCCUCAGAAAGGAACUCGGUUCCGCCCCCUGUCAUUUGAAGUGCCCAAGCCUCUCUUUCCUGUGGCUGGUGUGCCAAUGCUCCAACACCACAUUGAGGCCUGUGCCAAGGUGCCCAAUAUGAAGGAAAUCAUCUUGAUUGGGUUUUACCAGCCUAAUGAGGAGCUGAACCGCUUCAUAGCUUCUGCCCAGCAGGAAUUUAAAGUCUCAGUAAGGUACCUGCAGGAGUUUGCGGCACUUGGCACAGGUGGAGGAAUUUACCAUUUCCGAGACCAGAUCCUGUCUGGGGGACCGUCUGUGUUCUUCCUUAUGAAUGCCGACGUUUGCUCUGAGUUCCCCCUGCAGGACAUGCUCCAAUUUCACCACCAGCAAGGAAAAUCUCACUGUGGAGUUAUUUUGGGCACUACGGCUAACCGGAAACAGUCUUUGAACUAUGGCUGCAUUGUGGAGAACCAGGAAACAAAUGAGGUGCUUCAUUUUGUGGAGAAACCCAGUACGUUUAUAAGUGAUAUUAUCAACUGUGGCAUCUACAUAUUCACCCCAGAGAUUUUCGUCCACAUUGGGAAAGUGUUUCAGAGACAUCAGGAAGACAGGCUGCUAGAGGAGCCUCCGUGCGGCAGGCAGUUGCGAGAACUGAUCCGCUUGGAGCAGGACGUUUUUACAAUGCUGGCUGGAAAGAAACAACUUUAUGUGUACAAAACGCAACAUUUCUGGAGCCAGAUUAAAUCAGCAGGCUCAGCAAUAUACGCCAGUCGGUUGUAUCUGAACCGGUAUAAUAAGACGCAUCCAGAAAGACUUGCCAAAAACAUAGAAGGAGGCCCUAAAAUAAUAGGGAACGUAUACAUCCAUCAGACAGCUAAUAUUGACUCUACAGCUGUUCUGGGCCCUAACGUCUCAAUAGGGAAAGGUGUAAUAAUCGGCGCAGGAGUUCGAGUGAGAGAAUCAAUCGUCUUACACGGCGCCACACUGCAGGAUCACUGCUGUGUGCUUAACAGCAUCGUGGGUUGGGACAGUACAGUCGGAAAGUGGGCGAGAGUGGAGGGGACGCCGAGUGACCCCAACCCCAAUGACCCUUUCGCGAAAAUCGACAGCGAGACCCUGUUCAGAGAUGGAGGUUUGACUCCAUCUAUUACAAUACUGGGGUGCAAUGUGAAUAUUCCAUCAGAAGUCAUCAUUCGAAACUCGAUCGUACUUCCACACAAGGAUCUAAACAGGAGCUUCAAGAAUCAGAUCAUCCUCUAGAGAACCUUUUUGUUCAUGGAAAUGAUGCAAACAGUCAAAAUGAAACAAUAUAGUGAUGGAACAAAACUAUUUUAAGAGCAUAUGCAGUAUUUUAGGUCUACGUCUUGGUGUAGGUUUACAGUGUAGGAUUUUAUAAUCUAAUUUUCCUUUUUUUUUUUUUAAGAUUACAGUCUAAUGGAUACUGCAUAUUAAGCACAUAUUAAGUUCAUUUGAUGAAUGAUUGUAAAUAGUGACCUGUUUUAACAAAGGCUAUAGAGUAAUUUUCAGUUCUGUUUGCAAUAUAUUUAAAUCAGCCUUUAAUUCAAGACCAUGAAGAUUUUAUCAAGAACAGAGAGAACACUGAGCACUUAAGUAAAGUGCCUUGCUGAAGCCUUCAGAGAUGCAGAAGGUCCUUGAUUCUUGUUAGCAUGUUUACAUGAACUGAAGUGGCUUUGCAUUAUGUUCACAUACAGAUUUUUCUUUUUUCUUUUUUACAUUCUGAAGGGGAGCAAAAUCUUACUGUAUAAAGAGUUUGUGGAAUAAAAAAAUUAUGCCUAGUGUUAACUUUA
Clarias gariepinus (North African catfish) is the source of this 2049-nucleotide messenger RNA. RefSeq names its product GDP-mannose pyrophosphorylase Ab (gene gmppab). Gene Ontology annotation, cellular component: cytoplasm. The transcript is spliced from 12 exons. Gene Ontology annotation, molecular function: transferase activity. Bases 233 to 1501 code for a protein of 422 amino acids. The record is from RefSeq and is a predicted model, not a curated record. Lineage: Eukaryota; Metazoa; Chordata; Actinopteri; Siluriformes; Clariidae. Gene Ontology annotation, biological process: biosynthetic process.